AGGUUCGUUAAUGUUUUGAUAGUCAAUGAGAUACCUCUGUGCAGUACUCUCUGUGGCUGCAUGUUUACUAGGUCCACUCAUGUUUGGUCUAACUUUGGGUUUCACUGGUCAGACUAUUGAUACCAUGCAGAAUCAUGUUACCACUGCCGAUGGUGUCCUUAUCCAGGUUGGUCCCGAUGACCAUUUGUAUGUGUUUGAUACAUCUACAGAAGGUUCGUUGUUUGGGUCUCUGGUUAACUUGGGCGCUAUGGGUGGUGCUAUCCUAUUGGGAGGUCCCUUCGUCGAGAGGUUUGGAAGGAAAUGGACUUUGUUGUUGUGCUCUCCUUGCUUCGUUUUGAUCUACGCGUGGCAGGCAUUGGCCCACACUUCAUGGCAGUUGCUGUUCGCUCGUGUUCUGGUCGGUUUCGUUGUUGGUGUUGAGUCCGUCGUGGCUCCCACCUACAUCGGUGAGGUUUCUCCCACGGCUAUUCGUGGGGCUUUGGGAGCGUGCAACCAGCUUUCCAUCACAAUCGGUAUUCUCCUCGCCUAUGUUCUUGGGGUGGCUUUCAGAACUGAUGCCGGCUCUACUGAUCCCAAUGCUACUGACAGCACCUUCUGUCAGUGGCGUACUGUGAGCUGGAUUUAUUUGAUUCCCAGUGCUCUAUUGGGUAUUUGCAUGUUCUUCGUUCCGGAAUCUCCUCGUUGGUUGGCUCAGCAUAGUCGUGCUGACGAUGCCAAGAUGGUUCUAUUAAGACUUAGAGGUUCUACGUCAGUUGAGGAGGAUCCUGAGAUUAUGGAAGAAGUGAAGGCUUAUGAGAUAUCAACUGCCCAUAAUGCUAAGAACACCUCGAAGGAGAGUGCUUCCUGGGCUUUCAGUGUGCUUGGCCAAUGCAAGAUGCAGUUGCUCAUUGGUAUUGCUUUGCAAGUCCUCCAGCAGUUCUCCGGUAUCAAUUCCGUUAUAUUUUAUCAAACAACUAUCUUCCAGGCUGCUAGAUUGGAUAACAAAGAGGCUAUGGCACUUGCUGUUAUGGCUGCUCAAGUGGCUGUAACUCUAAUUGCUUGCAUCAUCAUGGAUAUGGCGGGAAGAAGAGUUCUUUUGGUAGCGGGUGCUACUGGUAUGUGUGUAGCAGCUAUUCUACUGGGUGUAUUCUUCCUCCUUUAUGAUGUUAAUGACAUCAACGUCAGCUGGUUGGCCAUCUUCUCCGCCUUCUUGUACAUUGCUUCCUUCUCCAUUGGUGUUGGUGCCAUCCCAUGGUUGAUCAUGGCUGAGAUCUUCCCCAAUGAAGUGAGAGGUCUUUCCGCAUCUAUUGCCACUGGCGCUAACUGGUUCUGUUCUUGGAUAAUCACCAUGUUCUUAGAUGCCUAUAGCAAGGCUAUAACAUACCAGGGUGUCUUCUGGAGUUUCGCCGUUGUUUGUCUUGUGAUGGUCAUCUUUGUUCUGUUGGUUGUUCCAGAGACGAAAGGCAAGACCUUCGAAGAGAUUCAACAUUACUUCAGUAGAAAAUAUGGUAGCAAGGCUAAGACUGUUGGCGCUUCCGUCAAUGUAGAUGUCGAGAAGGCUGUUUGUUCGCGGUGAGUAUAGUAUGGGCACUGAGGUAGAGCUGCUACAUAACGAUCUCAAUAAUUUCUUUUUUAAGGAGAGUUUAUUUUCUCUUCAAGUAUGUUAAAUACUGGACUGUUCUCCGUUAAGAUAGUGUACGUGUAGUCAUUCUAUAAUUCCGUUAACGGGCGACUAAAGGUAUUUUUCAUAUCAUAGGGUUGUUCCGAGAGACUUCUUGAGAUCUACUUCCAACUUGUCAUUGGAUAAGUUACAAGGCUACCGAGGUGUUCUUGCUGUGUUAUUAAAUCAAGUUUUUAAGGGUGAAGAUAUCGUCGUUAAUGCAUGUUUUGUUCAUAAGAAGAGUCAUCGAGCAGCAUGGACCGACUGAAUGAGUUGCUAGUUCAGAUCGGGUUAUGUAGUCGUGUGUAUAUAGGAGAAUCCUCUCAGUUGUUACUCUCAUUCUUCAGUUAGUAAGUUGCAGAUCG
This is a messenger RNA of Perkinsus marinus ATCC 50983, 2004 nucleotides long. Its product is annotated as hexose transporter, putative. Gene Ontology annotation, biological process: transmembrane transport. The transcript has a single exon. The coding region runs from base 26 to 1555 and encodes 509 amino acids. Gene Ontology annotation, cellular component: membrane. Gene Ontology annotation, molecular function: transmembrane transporter activity. The record is from RefSeq and is a predicted model, not a curated record. NCBI's taxonomy places the organism in Eukaryota, Perkinsozoa, Perkinsida, Perkinsidae.